AUGGUGUCGAUGGCCCAAGACAUUUAUGAUGGAAUCUCAGGGUCCCUUACGGGUGAGGAUAGAAGUGAAGGUCUCUUGGCGGUUCUGACGAUAUUUAUCGCGCUCUCCUGUUACAAUGUCCUUGAGCUCGUUGUUCUGGUGCUCUCCACUUUUCGGCGGUGGAAGGGGCUAUACUUCUGGAGUCUUUUGAUCUCCGGAGUUGUGGGAGUUGUGCCAUACUCAAUCGGUUUCCUGUUGAAGUUUUUCAGUCAUGUUGACUCGACGUUCUCUGUCAGUAUCCUUACCGUCGGCUGGUGGACAAUGGUGACAGGCCAAUCUUUCGUCCUCUAUUCUCGGUUACAUCUUGUGCUUCGAGACGAACGGAUCCUUCAUCGCGUUUUGUACAUGAUCAUAGCAAAUGUCUUCCUUCUGCACGUGCCAACAACCGUCUUGACGUACGGGGCAAAUGUCGUCGCUGACGAGCCUUGGGUAGUAGGCUAUAACGUCAUGGAGAAGAUUCAGAUGACCGGGUUCACGAUUCAGGAAGUCAUCAUCUCAGUACUAUACGUCUGGGAGACAAUCAGGAUGCUUCAGCUCACCUCCAGUCGUGAGAACCGGAAAAUAAUGCAUCAGCUGGUCGGGAUCAACGUGAUGAUUGUCACAAUGGAUUUAGUGCUUCUGGGACUUGAGGGGUCGUCUACAGCGUGA
Molecule: messenger RNA, 687 nt
Organism: Aspergillus nidulans FGSC A4
Lineage: Eukaryota; Fungi; Ascomycota; Eurotiomycetes; Eurotiales; Aspergillaceae
Exons: 2
Coding region: 1-687 (228 amino acids)
Source: RefSeq, a predicted model, not a curated record